CGCAUUUUGAGAGUGCGGGAGGCUUUUCGCGCGCGGCGAUUAGCUUGUACCGUUGAUUCACCCAUUCAUCCAUCGCAAAAUGCUCAGCAAGAAGCGCAAGGCAGAGGGCGACGCUGCCGCGGCGGCUGCCGGGGAAAGUACUGCCGGGCAGCAAGAUGAAUAUGACCAGCAGCCCCCCUUCCCCCGUAUCGGCCGCCGAAUCAUGGACCAGUCGGUGCACAAAGCCAUUGCGGCCCUGCUCGCCAUCGAGAACGCCGCCAGGACCGCCCGUCAGCAGCUGCAGACCAAAGCCGAGGCCAUCAAAGAGCUGAUUGAGAGCACGGGAGGCAAGCUGGAGCUGACGGGCGGCAUCGAGGGGGAGGUGAAGCUGAGUGUGGGCGGGCGGGUGGUGGGUGUGUCGCGCAAGGGGCUGAUGCUGGAGCAGCUCCGCCACACCUACUUCGCCCAUCUGCUGCUGUAUGGUGCGGACGCACUGCCCCGCGACCAGAAGGGCCGGCCAUUCCUCGACGCCGACCCAAACUAUGCCGACUGGUGAGCGGAGGGAGGCAGGGAGGGAGGAUGGGUAUCUUUGCGUCGGCCAUUGAUUUGUGCCCUCUGCUCUGUUUCUCAUUUUCCGUGUUAGGUUGUGUGACGAGAUCGCCAUUGCCGAGGGCAAGGAGGCGCAGGGCCAGGAGCAUCAGAUCAAGCUCGACGACACACAAAAGAAGGACCCGUCCUUCGCCUUCUACCACAAGCUGUUCCUCACCCACACACCGCUCGACAUCGACGCACCAUCGGAGGACAUCGACAUGGACGACGGAGAUAAGGAGGGGAAUAAGGAGGGAGAAGGGCAGGCUGGCGUGAUGGAUAAGAUCCGUGAGUAUGUGGAGGGCUAUGACGCGGCGGUGGCGGAGCUGGAGGGGGCAGCAGGGCACCUGAAGGACUUCGGCAAGGCGAUGGAGCCCUUCAUCCGAGCAGAGGACGGCAGUGCCCACGAGGUGAAGACCGUGACCGUCCUGGGCAAGAAGGUGUCGACCACCGAGGCGACACUAUCGCAGCUCGGCCCCGACAGCACCCUAUACAAACGAUUCAGGUCAGAAUUCACCCACCGCAUAGACAGUGACAUCCGCACGUGUGGUCUGUCCCGUGCGUGUGUUGUGCAGUGGUGAGAUUGUGCAUGGCGGCGUGCCCAUCCGGCAGACAUCCUCCGAGAACUUCAUGAAGGUGACACUGAGCCACACACGGAAACGGGGGGACGGCACGUGUUUGUCUGCGUGUCAUUUGGCGACCAUCCAGGUGGUGGAUUUUGCCCGAAGACAGCGACUAGAGAAACGGCGGGGCCACACGGCCAAGGCGCCGAUCGCCCGUGACAUGAAGCAGCUCAAGGUAUCAUGAAGCAGCUGCAAACACACUUGUGUGUGCACAUGGUGUGAUGUGCUUUAGGUUGACAUGGAGAUGUUCGGAUUCAAGAUGCAGCCCCCAUGCUGA
Vitrella brassicaformis is the source of this 1467-nucleotide messenger RNA. The record is from the annotation of a GenBank genome assembly. NCBI's taxonomy places the organism in Eukaryota, Vitrellaceae.